Sesamum indicum (sesame) is the source of this 2582-nucleotide messenger RNA. Its product is annotated as sulfate transporter 1.3. Lineage: Eukaryota; Viridiplantae; Streptophyta; Magnoliopsida; Lamiales; Pedaliaceae. Gene Ontology annotation, biological process: transmembrane transport. The record is from RefSeq and is a predicted model, not a curated record. Gene Ontology annotation, cellular component: membrane.
AGCUAUAGUUUCUGCAUCAUCUGUCAUGUACUGAUAGAGUAUUUCAGUCGCAAGUUCCUCCAGUUGAUCUGUUUCUCCGCCGCAAUGACUGGGAACCGUGUUGCGGAUGAGUCCGACACUGCGAAUGCAGUGUCUUCACGUCGCCAUGCAGAUAGCACGCCGUAUGUUCACAAGGUGGGAGUGCCCCCCAAGCAGAGCUUGUUUAAGGAGUUUAAAUUUACUUUCAAGGAGACUUUCUUCCAUGAUGACCCGUUGCGGCCUUUCAAGGACCAACCAAAGUCGAAGCAGUUGUGGCUGGGAAUCCAGGCCGUUUUCCCAAUUCUUGAGUGGGGAAGAAGGUACAAGCUUUCCAUGUUCAAAGGUGAUCUCAUUGCUGGACUUACCAUUGCAAGUCUCUGUAUCCCUCAGGAUAUUGGAUAUUCAAAACUUGCAAAUAUGGAUUCCCAGUUUGGGCUGUACAGUAGUUUCAUUCCACCCCUGAUUUAUGCCAUCAUGGGCAGCUCAAGAGAUAUUGCCAUCGGCCCAGUUGCUGUGGUGUCCCUCUUGCUCGGGAGUAUGCUUCAGGAGGAGAUUGAUCCCAGGAACAAACACGAGUAUGAACGGCUCGCAUUUACAGCUACAUUCUUUGCUGGAGUUACUCAGUUCGUCCUAGGAUUUUUCAGACUGGGAUUCUUGAUCGACUUCCUGUCCCAUGCUGCCAUCGUUGGGUUCAUGGCUGGAGCAGCCAUCACCAUCAGCCUUCAACAGCUCAAAGGUUUGCUCGGCAUGAAGACUUUCACCAAGAAAUCAGACAUAGUUUCCGUUAUGCGGUCUGUCUGGACCAACGUGCAUCAUGGGUGGAAUUGGCAGACUAUAAUCAUAGGAGUUGCGUUCUUGAUUUUCCUGCUCCUCGCCAAGUACAUUGGAAAAACGAAGAAGAAACUGUUCUGGGUUCCUGCUAUUGCGCCAUUGAUUUCAGUUAUCAUUUCAACCUUCUUUGUUUUCAUCACCCAUGCAGAGAAGAAAGGAGUCCAAAUUGUGAACCAUAUUGAAAGAGGAAUCAAUCCUCCAUCUGUGAGUGAAAUACAUUUCACUGGCAGUUAUAUGACGAAAGGUUUAAGAAUCGGUGUCGUUGCAGGGAUGAUCGCCCUUACGGAAGCUGUAGCAAUUGGUAGAACCUUUGCAGCAAUGAAGGACUAUCACUUGGAUGGUAACAAGGAAAUGGUGGCGUUAGGCACGAUGAACAUUGUUGGCUCCAUGACUUCUUGUUACGUAGCCACAGGUUCUUUUUCACGUUCGGCUGUGAACUACAUGGCUGGAUGCAACACGGCCGUCUCCAACAUCGUAAUGUCUUGUGUUGUUUUGCUAACACUGGAAGUGAUCACCCCACUUUUCAAGUACACCCCCAAUGCCAUUCUGGCCUCCAUCAUCAUAUCAGCUGUGGUGGGAUUAUUCGACUACCAGGCGAUGAUUCUCAUAUGGAAGAUCGAUAAGUUCGAUUUUGUUGCUUGCAUGGGAGCCUUCUUUGGCGUUGUCUUUGCCUCUGUUGAGAUAGGCCUUUUGAUCGCUGUUGCUAUAUCUUUCGCCAAGAUUCUUCUCCAGGUCACGAGGCCACGAACUGCAGUUCUGGGUCGAAUUCCAAGGACUACAGUUUACAGGAACAUUCAGCAGUACCCGGAAGCAAUAAAAGUUCCAGGAGUUCUGAUUGUGAGAGUCGAUUCUGCAAUCUAUUUUUCCAACUCCAAUUACAUCAGGGAGAGGAUACUGAGAUUGCUCAACGACGAAGAGGAACUACUGAAAGAAAACAACGAAGCAAGAAUUCAGUAUCUGAUCAUUGAAAUGUCGCCUGUAACUGACAUAGACACAAGUGGGAUUCAUGCCCUUGAAGAUUUACAUAAGAGUCUAAAAAAGAGACAUACACAGCUUGUUCUUGCAAAUCCAGGGCAAGUAGUGCUGGACAAGCUCCACUCGUCUGACUUUGCCAACAUGGUCGGAGACGACAAGAUUUUCCUCACUGUUGGAGAUGCUGUCAUGACUUUGGCACCUAAGAUGGAGCCUUAGAUCAUUUUUAUCGACCCUAUGGCAAUAUGCAACUGAUUUGUGUAUUGAGGAAGAAGAUUCUAAAUAUUUAUUGGACUUAGGAAACUAGUUUUACUCUAUUCUGGAGGUGGUGUCCAUGUGUCCAGAAACUCCGCAACUGUACAUAUUUUUCCUUGCAUAUUCUCCUGAUUUCAUCCCCUUUCUCUGGCUCUGUGUAGUCCAAGUUGAAGUAAUAGCCUUUGAUGUGCCAGGCACGACAGCGAAACAAAUCCAUCCAAUAAGGAAUUUUGCACUUGGUAAUUAAAAUAAUUUUAAUAUAAGACUGGUAUGAGUACUACCAACACUUGGAAAACCAUGGGAUGCUAAGAGUAUAAUAAGUAAAUCAAACAUCCAUCGUGCAUACAGCAGUCAGCACAAAGUCUCAUCUCCAACACUAACAAGAAGUAGCCCAGAUCGGCUCUAUGUACCUGUGCUCUCGACAUAUAUAAUCUAAAAGGACUAGCAACACAAUUUAACUCUUACUAAAUAAGCAACAUCACUAGAAUUAAUCACACGAGAAUAGA